Eimeria mitis is the source of this 1224-nucleotide messenger RNA. RefSeq names its product Coiled-coil domain containing 94, related. Gene Ontology annotation, biological process: mRNA splicing, via spliceosome. The transcript is spliced from 6 exons. The record is from RefSeq and is a predicted model, not a curated record. Gene Ontology annotation, cellular component: U2-type catalytic step 1 spliceosome. Bases 1 to 1224 code for a protein of 407 amino acids. Lineage: Eukaryota; Apicomplexa; Conoidasida; Eucoccidiorida; Eimeriidae.
AUGGCGGACCGGAAAGUUCUUGUGAAGUAUUACCCGCCUGAUUUCGACUUUGACAAGUUACAGGCCAAGAAGAAAGCACUGCGAAUCCAUCAGCAGCAGCUAAAGAGGCGCAGAGGAGAUGUCUUCGACCCUCCCCAGAAAAAACAUAGAAACAAAAUUAUGAACGUCCGCAUGAUGUACCCUUUCACCCUCAAAUGCGGAACUUGCAGCGAAUUCGUUUACGUCGGAACCAAAUUCAACUCCAGAGUCGAGAAGGUCGAGGGCGAAGAUUAUCUGGGGAUAGUUAAAUGGAGGUUUUACGGUCGCUGUCCGCAUUGCCGCGGCGAAAUUUGUUUCAAGACAGACCCGCAGAACUGCGAUUACGUCUUGGAGUGGGGCGGCACGAGGAUGUGCGACCCGUUGCGUGAUCAGGCCUUGGCUGAGGAACGCAUGCAAAAGGAGGAGAGAGAGAUUUUGGCGCUCGAACAGCUGGCGGAGCUGCGGCGUCUCAAUCGCCGUCUGCUGGACAAGACAGCAGCAUCAGAUGCUGCUUUGGCCUUUCUUAAGGAGCGAAGCAUCAAGGAAGAUGAGGACGAUGCAGCAGCAAAAGCACAAGAGUGGACUGAAAAAGAAAAAGAUGAACUGCGGUAUUUCAAAGCCGCAAGGGAAUUCGACUCAGACCCCCGUGUUUCUUUUUUUUCCCUGUCUUUUCUCCUAACUGCAGAAUCCUCAGAGGAGGAAAUUGUCGAAAGACAGGACCACGAGCCUGCAGAGAAAGAGGCGUCAGAAGCGGGCACAGAUGCCAACUCAUCUACGAGCGGCAGCAGCAGCGGCUGCAGCAGUAGCAGCAGUAGCAGCAGCAGUAGCAGCAGCAGUAGCAGCAGCAGUAGCAGCAGCAGCAGCAGCAGUAGUAGCAGCAGGAGCAGCAGCAGUAGCAGCAGCAGCAGCAGCAGCGGGCAUGUGGAUAGACGAGCGAGCACCAGCAGCUCUAGCACUACCAGCACGGUUAAAUCAUCGCGCAGCGGUGGCAGCGUGGGUGACGGUGGCUUUGGUUUGAGGGGUAUUUCUUCAGGGGGGUUGAGUGCUUUUGAUAGCAAAGACAAAUCCGUAGACUUCGGCUUAGGGGUUCGCGUGGCAGCGCCAAAGCUGCUCGUUGUAAAGAAGCCGCAGCCCGAGACCUCUGGGGACUGCUCUUCUCUUUUAGGAGAUUACAACUCCUCUAGCGGUGAUGAUGGGGAGGGGUGA